GAUUGUCUUAAGCAAGAUGUGCUGUGAUUGGUUGAUGAAUGACGCAAAUUAACCCUUCAGCUACUCUGAUUGGCCGUUCCAUGAGGAGCAAUUCAAUACAGCUAGACACACCGAUUGUCCUAUUUAUUAGUUCAAUACAUGUUCAAACGAAUCAAAAAGGUUUGGAGUUCUCCAAAAUGGUUCGGUCACAUCUUCUUGUGUAUUUCUGCAUGUUUUGGACAAUCUAUUGUCCUAAGAUGUCUGCAAGCGUUACACUAUCCCCAGAGUCUUGGCCUGAGGGGGAGUAUGAGAGGUUUGAACGCUUGAACCUUAUAAAGGACUACAGACCAAAACCAUUAGCUUUCAGCAGUGGCAAAGGAAUGGUGGCAGGGACGACAAACGCGUUUGCAGUGCACGUAGGAAUGGAUGCUCUGAGGAAAGGAGGAAAUGCGAUGGAUGCUUGUCUGUCUACGGCGAUAACUGAGGUUGCGUUAGCUGCGGGAUCGUACGUAUCAUACACGGGCGUCACCAACAUUCUUUAUUACGAUCGUAAGACAGACAAAGUCUACAGCCUAGAUGGUGGGUGGAAUAUACCAAGUCACGUACCCCCAGACAUCCCACCAGUACAUUCACAAGGCCCAAAUGGCGCCACCGUUCUUAUCCCAGGAUUCAUUGCAGGGGUAACAGAGGCAGCGAAGAGAUUUGCGAAGUUUCCUCUCAGCACGCUUCUUGAGCCCGCGAUUUAUUUCACAGAGAAAGGUUUCAAGUUACCCUAUUGGUUGUACGGGAGUAUUUAUGUUAAUUAUAACUCGAAGACGUUACUACGAACGCCCCAGGGAAGGGCCAAGUUUACCAAUCCAGUUACUGGAAAACCUUACGCAUACCAGGAAUUAUUCAGACAACCGCUUAUGGCCGAGUUCCUGAAGAACAUCUCGGCGUCGGGGAAGGACUAUUUUUACAAGGGCUUCUUUGGGAGAACCAUGGCUGCGAUAGUCCAGGAAGAGCAAGGCACAAUUACCGCAGCAGACAUGGCAAAUUACCAGGCGACAUGGAACGAGCCAGCAAACACCACCUACAGCGGACAUCAAAUCUAUUCGUCAGGGUCGGACUGGGGCGGAGCGGAGCUGGUGGAAAAGUUAAACCUCAUGGAGCUAGCCGGCUUAAGUGAUAGCGAAAGCUCUUAUCUUAGCAAUUCUUCGAAACUGUUUUGGCUAGGUUCUAUAUCCCGGUUAAGUUUCUUUGCGUCUUGGUACGGGAAGAUAGUCAAGAACGGAUUGGAUAUCCUUGAGAAAUCUUUUGGAGCUGAUUUUUCUUUAAACAACAGGAAAACUAAAGAGAAUGCAAAGAAAUUGUGGGAGAAGAUAAGAAGUCCUGAAAAGAUGCGACAGGCCAAUGCAAUAAUCAAGAAGCUACUCGGCGGUACAGAAGAAAAAAGGGCAGUUAACCUCGAGGAAUAUUUUGGUUCAGAUGGUGUCGUUGCCCUGGAUACCGAAGGAAACGCAUGCGCAAUGAUUCAUACUAUAAAUAGCCUUAUGUGGGGCACAGGGUUGUUCUUGCAAGGGAAUGCUCUUCCACACUCAGCAGCUAUUUUUAAAAGCUAUGUUAAAAAUACCGAGCCGGGGACAAGACUUCCCAACGGGUUACAACCCGUGCUUGCUCUUAAGGAAUCGGGAAAUGACAGAAAAGGAGGCAAUGGCCGCAAGCCCGUUCUCGCUGUUUCAGUUGUAGGACAGUCCUACGCCAUGAACACAAACCAGUUUAUAACAAGUAUUUUGGACAGUUACAAGACACCAAGAGAAGCUGUUAACACCCCAACCUUUUUGCUCCCCAGUACUGAUAGUUUCUAUCAAGAUGUCCGUAUGGAAGAGUUUGCCAUCGCCGAGAAUAUCCUCAACGAUGCGCGAGCACUGGGACUUAAUAUCACCGAGGUGUCAUACAAAGUGUCCAAUGGGGCGCUGGGUCUGGGUGUGAUCGUUACGGCUGAUGGGAAGGGGAAUAUGUAUGGCUGUUCCAAUGCUGAUCGAUGGGGGUAUUCUGAAGGGGUCUGACAAAAACCCUGAACAUCUCCGCUAUUUUGGGAUACCUGUGGCAAAAUGGCGGCGACCACAAAUACCAUAAUACAUUACUCUUCGCAUCAUAGUAGUCCCCUUCACAGUUCCCUGCGCC
Molecule: messenger RNA, 2145 nt
Organism: Actinia tenebrosa (Australian red waratah sea anemone)
Lineage: Eukaryota; Metazoa; Cnidaria; Anthozoa; Actiniaria; Actiniidae
Source: RefSeq, a predicted model, not a curated record